Messenger RNA from Meriones unguiculatus (Mongolian gerbil), 1969 nucleotides. It is a transcript of the gene Hoxa7, whose product is annotated as homeobox A7. The transcript is spliced from 2 exons. Gene Ontology annotation, molecular function: RNA polymerase II cis-regulatory region sequence-specific DNA binding; DNA-binding transcription factor activity, RNA polymerase II-specific. Bases 121 to 819 code for a protein of 232 amino acids. Gene Ontology annotation, biological process: regulation of transcription by RNA polymerase II; anterior/posterior pattern specification. Gene Ontology annotation, cellular component: nucleus. The record is from RefSeq and is a predicted model, not a curated record. Lineage: Eukaryota; Metazoa; Chordata; Mammalia; Rodentia; Muridae.
GCUCCGUCCAAAAGAAAAUGGGGUUUGGUGUAAAUCUGGGGGUGUAAUGUUCUCAUAUAUCACGCUACCUCGUAAAACCGACACCGAAGGCUGCCGGACAACAAAUCACAGGUCAAAAUUAUGAGUUCCUCGUACUAUGUGAACGCGCUCUUUAGCAAGUACACGGCGGGGGCCUCCCUCUUCCAAAAUGCCGAGCCCACCUCUUGCUCCUUUGCACCCAACUCGCAGAGGAGCGGCUACGGGCCGGGCGCCGGCGCCUUCGCCUCCGCCGUGCCGGGCCUCUACAACGUCAACAGCCCCCUGUACCAGGGCCCCUUCGCGGCCGGCUACGGCCUGGGCGCCGCCGCCGACGCCUACAACCUGCCCUGCGCCUCCUACGACCAGAACAUCCCCGGGCUCUGCGGGGACCUUGCCAAAGGCGCCUGCGACAAGGCGGACGAGGGCUCGCUGCCCGGCCCGGCCGAGGCCACCUUCCGCAUCUACCCCUGGAUGCGCAGCUCAGGACCCGACAGGAAGCGGGGCCGCCAGACCUACACGCGCUACCAGACGCUGGAGCUGGAGAAGGAGUUCCACUUCAACCGCUACCUGACCCGGCGGCGCCGCAUCGAGAUCGCCCACGCGCUCUGCCUCACCGAGCGCCAGAUCAAGAUCUGGUUCCAGAACCGGCGCAUGAAGUGGAAGAAAGAGCAUAAAGAUGAGAGCCAGGCUCCCACUGCUGCCCCCGAGGACGCCGUGCCGUCCGUCCCCACAGCUGCUGACAAGGCCGAGGACGAGGAGGAGGAGGAAGAGGAGGAGGAGGAGGAGGAGGAAGAGGAAUAAAGGGCCAGGCACAGGGCCCUGGCUGCACAGGACAGUCGGAAAAACGUCUUUAAGAGACUCAUUGAUUUUAUUUCCAAAAAAAGGGGGUGGGGUGGGGGGUAAAGUGAAAAAAAAAAUAAAGUGAGAGAAAGAAAAAAAAAAAAGAGGGAAUCAGUCCCAACCCUCGUCACCCCCACUCCAUCACCCACUGUAGCGUGCAGAGAAAUUAGGUCGCCUCGGGGACCCUCUCUGUCUCUGAAGACCCCAGGAGAUUCCCCCCAACCCUGGGUCAGUGUUGUGCGCUGGCCCAGAAAAAAAAUACUACCUAGCACAGGCCUCCUCGGGGGAGGCACCCCCAAACUACCUAUGGGCCCAGCCCCAGUGGCCGCCACUCCUUAAACAGACCACAUCCCAACACUGGCAGACACCCAGCACCUGCCCUCCUACCUGCGAAAACUACCUACUAACCCUAAACUACCUAUUCAUGCUGGCUAGCUUGCCUGCCCCUUGGUGCCCACCCAUCCCAGACCAGGCCUUGAUGCUUCUAGCUAACAGUCUUUGGGGUCCCCGAGGCCUCAAGGACAAGGCAAUGAGGUUCAGGGACCAGGGCAUUUGCUUCUAUUUAAAUUGAAAAAAUAAUAAUAUAUUUAUUCCAAAGCACACCAAGUGCUGUAACCUGGACUCUCUCUUUCUCUGGCUUUGGCACCUUAAGUUGAGGGCCAUUCCCCCCACUUCAGGAGGGGAGCGUUCCCGAGCUGCCUGCAGGCCUCUGGAAUAGAGAGCUUCGGUUUUGUGGGGCGAAGGAGAUGUCCCCAGCUUCACUGUCCUCCUCUUUGCUUCCGUGUCCAGCUGUUCAGCCAUGUCGAAUACGUGUUAGCCUGACUUUUCCUACAAGGACAAAUACUGUAUAUUUGAACCUGAUUUUUUUUCCCAUCAUUUCUCUAAUCUUGGAGCUCAUUUGUAAAGGAAUGUCUUGACUUGGGGAAAAUGUUUUCAUGGGGUGACUUUGUAGCAUGGUGUGCUGUCUUGAACCAAUUCUGUAGGGGGUGGGUGAGGGUCCCAUGCCCACCCCAGCCCCCAUGUUGUCCUAUGUUCCCCUUAGACCCAGACCCCGUCCCAGCCCAGUUACCUGUGUUUUCUGUAACAAUAAAGAUGCUUGGUGACAAAGAAA